Molecule: messenger RNA, 1229 nt
Organism: Suncus etruscus (white-toothed pygmy shrew)
Lineage: Eukaryota; Metazoa; Chordata; Mammalia; Eulipotyphla; Soricidae
Gene: POLR3F
Product: RNA polymerase III subunit F
Exons: 9
Coding region: 68-1018 (316 amino acids)
Biological process (GO): transcription by RNA polymerase III
Cellular component (GO): RNA polymerase III complex
Source: RefSeq, a predicted model, not a curated record
CAGGACCUAGCUAGCUCGCUUUUCUAAAAAAGUGUGCCUUUUCCUCUGGACCGAGAAUUGCACCUUCAUGGCUGAAGUCAAGGUGAAGACGCAGCCGCCGGACGCGGAUCCGGUUGAAAUAGAAAACAGGAUUAUAGAAUUAUGCCACCAGUUCCCUCAUGGAAUUACAGAUCAAGUAAUUCAGAAUGAAAUGCCUCAUAUAGAAGCUCAGCAACGAGCUGUGGCCAUCAAUAGACUUUUGUCUAUGGGUCAGUUGGAUCUCCUAAGGAGCAGUACAGGACUCCUGUACAGAAUAAAGGAUUCUCAGAAUGCUGGUAAAAUGAAGGGAUCAGAUAACCAAGAAAAACUUGUUUAUCAAAUAAUAGAGGAUGCUGGAAACAAAGGAAUAUGGAGCAGGGAUAUCCGAUACAAAAGUAAUUUGCCAUUAACAGAAAUUAACAAAAUUCUAAAGAAUUUGGAGAGUAAAAAGCUUAUCAAAGCUGUUAAGUCUGUGGCAGCCUCAAAAAAGAAGGUGUAUAUGCUCUAUAACCUGCAACCGGACCGGUCUGUAACUGGUGGCGCCUGGUACAGUGAUCAGGAUUUUGAAUCAGAAUUUGUGGAAGUGCUUAACCAACAGUGUUUUAAAUUCCUGCAAACCAAGGCAGAAGCAGCAAGAGAAAGCAAACAGAACCCAAUGAUACAGAGAAAUAGUUCGUUUGCCUCAUCACAUGAAGUUUGGAAAUAUAUCUGUGAAUUGGGGAUCAGUAAGGUAGAGUUAUCCAUGGAGGACAUUGAAACCAUCUUGAAUACCCUCAUCUAUGAUGGAAAAGUAGAAAUGAGUAUCAUCGCUGCAAAAGAAGGCACAGUUGGCAGCGUCGAUGGGCACAUGAAAUUGUACAGGGCCGUCAAUCCAAUUAUCCCACCCACCGGUUUGGUCCGUGCUCCCUGUGGACUCUGCCCAGUUUUUGAUGACUGCCAUGAAGGUGGGGAGAUUUCACCAUCAAAUUGUAUUUAUAUGACAGAAUGGCUUGAAUUUUAAUGGGAGCUGUGGCAUUUCCUGGCAUUUUAAAACUGAAGUUACUUUGGGAGCAAAUAACUUGACUUAUGAUGGAUCAGCUAGUUCACUGGAAAGCAAACUUCACAAUAAUGGGAACCAGAUUUGCUCCUGCAAAAACAUUUUUUUUUUUAAAUAAGAAUAAUGAGCAGGUAAAGUGGUGAAAUCUGUUCUUCAAUAAAUAAUAUAUUUUUAA